Molecule: messenger RNA, 1909 nt
Organism: Suillus paluster
Lineage: Eukaryota; Fungi; Basidiomycota; Agaricomycetes; Boletales; Suillaceae
Exons: 2
Coding region: 143-1774 (543 amino acids)
Source: RefSeq, a predicted model, not a curated record
GACACGGCUCUCCACUAUACCAACUGAGCAGAUCUCAAGAUCUCAUGAUGGACAUCAACCGAUCUAGCACUAAGCACCGCUUGAAACUUCAGUGAAGCGAACAUCAUAGCGGUGAACCUGUUCCUCUAAAUCUCCUGCAAUCAUGCAUGUCUGUCUCUUACCCACCGAAAUCCUACUCGCUAUUAUUGAAAAAUAUGGACCGUUCUCUCCUGCUACACUUGCUGCUCUUGCAAGAACCUCUACGACAUUCAAGGAGCCCGCGCUUGAUAUGCUUUGGAAAGAUAUAAGGGGGUUCAAACCACUCAUAUCAUGCUUGCCUGAAGGUGCGAUCAACAGAAACGAGCGAGGAAUGUUGACGAUCAAAAGACCUCUCUUAACAGGAGAGUGGAGGCUUAUUGGUCGAUAUGCACAACGUAUCCAAUCCUUGAUGGUCUUCGACACCGACCUAGAAAUCAUAGACGAUCGGCUUGUGCAAGCGCUCAUUUCUGCACCACCACCGCUCUUGCCGAACCUUCGUAGUUUGGUUUGGGGGGAUGUCAAUGAAUGCCUCAUUCCAUUGUUGCGCACCCUCCUUGGGUCUACUAUCAAGUCGAUGAAGCUGGACUUUAGGACAAGUCCCCCGUCUUUUGCCAAAUCUGCUUUGGUAGCUUCCCUCGGGGCUCGAUGUCCAUCCAUUUGGAAACUCAUCUGCUAUUUUGGGGGCGCUGAUUCUGAAGAUAGUUCAGAUGCAAUAUUCGAAGUUCUCUGUGGCUUUCAGGAGCUCCUCCAUCUUGAGAUAGAUGUUCCUAACACACGAGCGCUUCUGCACUUGGCCGCUUCUUUAUCUCCGUUGAAGUAUUUGCAUCUCAACCUCCGCGAGUAUAACAUGGACGAGAUGCAACCCAAUUCCACUCCAGCGUUUUCCUCCCAUUUCGAUCAUAUGCACAUCAGUAUACCGGCACCUUCCUUUUUCCAUCACAUUCUCAGAAACGUCCGUUUUCUCUCCUGUCGAUCAGUGAUUGUGUGCGUCGAUUUCAGUGGUUUAUAUAUCCCGUAUAAUCCACUGGAUAUUCCCGACCUCAUUUUCUCUUUCUCGGAGUGCUUCUCCCCUGCUCUUGAGAAGAUCAGAUUCGACUUCGACUAUGAAUUUUGCACCAUCGUUGAGGAACACAUACUUGCUGAUACUAGCUUUGCUUUUGACUUUGACGUGGUCGCCCCAUUGCUUUCGUUUAGUCACUUAACGGACUUAGACCUCAAUUGGAUCUGCACUUCGGCCAUCGAUGACGCCUCACUCAAGACAAUGGCGCAAUCCUUCCCUCAGCUCGAGAAUUUCUUGUUUGGAAGUUCCGCUCGUUGGGUGAUCCCGCCAUCUCUCACCUUCAUAGGACUCGUCCACCUCAUACAUCAUUGCCGGCGCUUGCGCAGCAUUGCAAUGACCUUUUGCGCAUGUCCAGUAGACAUCAACAGCGAGCCAUUCUCUCAAACCAUUCCCAACAACAAGAUCACCCGACUUUUCGUGGGGGUUUCUCCAAUCGUCGAUCCUAAUGCCGUGGCUUGUCAACUGCAACUAUUACUGCCCAAGUUGACCCUCGUGGGCUUCUUAGACUGGCUUGAUGUUCACUUUCCUGCGGAGUUCCCCGCGCCGCCGCCAUUUGAACGUUUCGAGGAUGAAUGGAUAAAGGUGAACAAGUUCCUGGGGAGUGCCUACUACCAGCGCAACAACGAGAGAGAAAAUGGACCAGACACCACAGGAACCCAUGCUGCCGGCCUGACGGACCCCAUACAUAUUGCGUAACGACUUGGAUACCUACAAGCAUGUACUACGGAACUAUAUAUCCGUCUACCCAACGCCGAAGCGUACGUAGGCUCUACAGUUAUGCCGUAGAUGUAGACAACAUGUAUCAACUAAAUUUUGACCAAGAUGAUAUUU